AUGCCCCUUCCUACUUCGCAUGGCCUCGACGGCUCUGCAUCAUCCUCAUCCUCAAGUUCGUCGUCCAAUGGGCGCGCUGGUCCCAUCUCGGUGGAUGACUUAGUGGCUAAGCAGGCAGCAGGCAACCAGCUCAAGCCCCGCUUCCUGAGCAAAAAGGAGCGCCAGGAACAAGCCGAGAAGGCAAAGAGGGAAGAGGAAGAGCAGAGAAAGGCCAGAGAGGAUGAGAGAGGACCGUACUCGUCAGGGCAUACGAAUGGCUCUUCUCUUCCCACUGGUCCCAGAGCUGAUCGACAAGCCAUGCCGCCACCUCAGCGGCCAGCAUCGGCCACUCCAUCCACGUCCUCUACUGCAGCCUCUUCCUCUUCCUCUACCUCGGAUGCCACCUUGACAGAAGCUGAGCAAGCUCUGAUUCGAGCCAAGUACCUGGGACUCAAGGAGAAGCAUCAGAAGAAGACCAGACGGCAGCUCAAUGACAAGAAGACCAUGUUCGGCUAUGACGAUAAUGAUGAUACCUCCGACACAGUCAACCCUGUAUUCCAAUCUGUGGCCCCCAUCAAGGGCCUUAAGAUGGGCGGGACCGAAGAAGAGUCUCCUCGUCUUACAGCCAGCGGGAGAACCAAUUCCAAAGCUCUUCAGACGUUCUCCUCUCCAGCUCACUGGUCACACAAGACGGUAGAAGAAAUGAAGGAACGAGACUGGCGCAUCUUCCGCGAAGACUUCGGCAUCUCUGCUAGAGGUGGUCAUAUCCCACGACCUCUGCGCUCUUGGGAGGAGUCUGAUAUCCCACAAGAGAUCCUUCAUGCUAUUCAGACGAUGGGCUAUACAGAUCCCAGUCCUAUCCAGCGACAGGCUAUCCCCAUCGGACUCAAGGAGAGGGAUCUGAUCGGUAUCGCUGAAACCGGUUCCGGAAAGACGGCCUCUUUCGUCAUUCCUAUGCUGUCAUACAUCUCACGACUACCAAGACUGGAUGAGACCAAUCGACACCUGGGUCCGUAUGCCCUGAUCCUCGCUCCAACUCGAGAGUUGGCCCAACAGAUUCAGGUCGAGACGGCCAGGUUCACCAGUGUCCUGGGUUACAACUGUAUCUCCAUCGUCGGUGGAAGGGACAUGAACGAGCAAGCUGUAGACAUGGCGAAGGGAGCAGAGAUCGUCAUUGCCACUCCAGGAAGACUGAAAGACUGUGUGGACCGUCAUGUCGUUGUGCUGGGUCAAUGCGCCUACGUGGUCAUGGACGAAGCUGAUCGGAUGGUCAAUCUCGGUUUCGAAGAGGUACUCAACUACAUCUUGGACUCGCUGCCGGUCUCGAAUGUCAAACCUGAUACCGAGGAGGCGGAACUGGGAGGUGAUGCUUUGAACGAGAAUAUGGGAGUCGUGGGAGAGGGAGGCAGAAGAUAUCGAGUGACCAUGCUCUACUCGGCCACAAUGCCCGCCAGCGUCGACCGCAUGGCGCGCAAGUACCUCCGUCGCCCUGCAACCAUCACGAUCGGUGACGCGAAUCAAGCCGUGGGCACGGUUGUGCAGACCGUCGAAUUCCUCAAUGGCGAGGACAAGAAGAAGUCUCGUCUCUACCAGAUCCUAGCCAGCGGCUUCGAACCACCCAUCAUCAUUUUCUCCACCACUCGACAGAGUGUCGACAGCUUGAGCAAGGACAUUCUCCGAAAGGGGUACAGCUGCACUACCCUGCAUGCCGGAAAGACGCAGGACCAACGAGAGGAGGCCCUCGCAGCUCUGCGCUCUGGCGAGUCUCCCAUUCUAGUCGCCACGGACUUGGCAGGAAGAGGAAUCGACGUUCCCGAUGUUUCCCUCGUGAUCAACUUUAGCAUGCCUACCAUGUUCGAGUCCUACAUCCACCGUAUUGGUCGAACGGGUCGAGCAGGGAAGAAGGGACACGCCAUCACCUUCCUGGAGAGUACGGACGAGGAGUGGUACUAUGAUCUGAAGCAGGAGUUGGCAAGGAGUCCGGUAAGCACCGUUCCGAGAGAGUUGGAGAGACAUCCGGCUUCGCAGCAGAGGAUGACUAGGGAGAUGCUCAAGAGGAAGAGGGACGAUGAGUGAGGCGACGCGGAUGACUGGGAGGGACUGGACAGUACAUCUCUUUCAUGUCACUCUCAAGCUUGAGCAAUGCAGACUAUCUCACAGAUGAACAUGGAAAGUAAGUAUCCAGAUAUGUAAAUGCGAUGCAGAUAGAGCAAAAGAGAUGAACGGUGAACAGUAGGGAGAGAGCAAUGCCGUGACGUGCUCUGCUCUUGUGUGGGUAUAAGUAUUACAGGUGAAACAAGAAGUCCUCUCCUACCCUCUUCCCUCGUCGUACCUCUCAAGCUCGGGUUCCAAGCUUCCUCUUGGCAAGGGCAGCCAUCAGUCCACUCCCACCUCCGGC
Messenger RNA from Microstroma glucosiphilum, 2377 nucleotides. RefSeq names its product P-loop containing nucleoside triphosphate hydrolase protein. Gene Ontology annotation, biological process: mRNA splicing, via spliceosome. Gene Ontology annotation, cellular component: catalytic step 2 spliceosome. Gene Ontology annotation, molecular function: ATP binding; RNA helicase activity; RNA binding. The record is from RefSeq and is a predicted model, not a curated record. The transcript is spliced from 2 exons. Bases 1 to 2055 code for a protein of 684 amino acids. NCBI's taxonomy places the organism in Eukaryota, Fungi, Basidiomycota, Exobasidiomycetes, Microstromatales, Microstromataceae.